UUUUACCUUACUGGAGAAUCAUACGCUGGUAUUUACAUUCCGAUGCUUUCUCAGCGAGUUGUGGAGGGGAUCUCAAGAGGAGAUUUUCCUAACAAUAAAUUUCAGGGAGCUGCAAUAGGAAAUGGUUUCAUGAAUGUACCAUAUCUGAUGAAUUCUCUUGUGCUCUGGAGCGCGUAUCACGGUCGAGUGUCGCUUGAGUAG
Molecule: messenger RNA, 201 nt
Organism: Strongylus vulgaris
Lineage: Eukaryota; Metazoa; Nematoda; Chromadorea; Rhabditida; Strongylidae
Source: the annotation of a GenBank genome assembly